AUGCCCGUCGAGCACUUACGCUCGAAGAAGUCUCAAGCACAGAGCCUGGUGCUGUCAAGAAAACGCAAAUUAAGCGAACUCUUCUCUAUCGUUUUCUCAGUCGAAGACCCGACCUACAAGCAGAAACUCCAGGCCUUUCAUGAUGCAAAUGAUCUAGAAAAAGGCCGUCGGUUCGACGAAACAACCCUCCCACCCCGAACCUAUAUAACUCAUCCACCUCGCAAACAUGAACACGUCCAACCGCGUACGGCCCCUCCGUCGCCUCCCGCUGUGCUGCAGCCAGUGAUAGGCGUAUCAAAAUCCACUUCGCCGCCGUCUCCAGGAUUCAAACCUGAACCGACGCCGAUUCCUCCGGGGCAGAUCGUGCCAACACAGGAGCUGUUUGACGGAAACAAGAGUAAUGAAGGUAUCGCAGCUGUAACUGAACACAGGAGCGAGGAGGAUCGCCUGAGAACGACCACAACAGCUGUCAACGUGCAGAAUGGCGAGCCCAGCACCUCCGGCCUCUCCAGAGUCGACCGUGCAACGAGGUCCCCAUUGCCUCAAUCUGCUGAAGCACCGUCUAUCGGACAGAAGACUAGUGUCAAGUCUGAGCCUCCUGGCACGCUGGCAGCAGUGGCUGAUCUUCCAGAGGACACAGGCCCACGUCCUUCCAUCCCUGUCGACCGUCAACCAAGCCAAAGUCCUCCGCUUAGCGUACCGGUCCCGGCACCUGCUGAACCACAGUCCUCACCAGCCUCCACAAAUGGACCAGAUUCAGCCAACACCCCUGCGCCAACCGCUGGGUCGCCAGGAACCAGCCCCGGUGUCGAUUUACCGCUCAUUACAUCCGAUCUCGCCCACAAGACAAAGCCAUCGGAUGCUGGUCGUGGUGAGGUGGAGCGAUCGCCUCUCUUGCCGACCGCAAGAGACCAGCGCAGUGCGAGUAAAUGUCAUGCUCCCUCUACCGAUCUGGAAAUGGCUGCAACAGACAACGUAGGAUCUGUGGCUUCAACUUCUGACGGUAAUGGCGAGCUCUCUGCAGAGACAGUGAAUGCGUCGCAAAUACAGCGACCCGCAAUGCGGAUAGACACCCAGGCAGAGACUGACUCAUAUUUCAAAGCACGGCCCGGUGGUGGCUUUGUCGAAAGUCCGGCCCCGAUUACGACCGGUACUACGAUGAAGAAUGUGCCCACAACGCCAUCAUCUCAGGAACCUGCGAAACGCGCCACAAGGAUAUCCUCCGGUGUAUUGCAAAAGAAAUCUGUGUCGGAAAUUCUUGGUGAGACGCCAAAGACCGCGACUUCACUGGCCGAAUCUCCAUCGUCAGCGACCAACCGCGAUGCAUUUGGUGGCACAACUCCUCAGGGCCGAGCAACUGACCGUGACCGCCGUGACAAGGAACGCAGUAGGUUGUCAACGGUGGUUUUUGUCAAACCACAGAAAACUGCGGGUGAUGAGGAGAAUCUCGAGUUGACACGCCUUGGUGAUGGCGAAGCCCAGCGAACAGGGCCUGGUGAGAGAGAUUACCUUUACACUUUAUUUGAGAACAAAGCACAUUCCAUGUCACGGCAGACCACAAUGGCUUACCUUAUUCAAAACGCCCACAAGACACUAUCUACCUCGGAUCACCUCAUCGAGUACGAGUUAUCAGCGGAGUGCAGAAUAUUGAAACGACUGUAUCAACUGCAGGAAAAGCAACGCUGGCCUCUCAGGCAGUACAAACGUGCCGACGAAGGACCAAGACCAACCUCUCAUCGGGACUUCUUGCUUGACCAUAUGAAGUGGAUGCGUACCGAUUUCAGAGAAGAGCGAAAGUGGAAGCUAGCAGCUGCAAGAGGUCUUGCAGAAUGCUGUGCGAAGUGGGUGGCAAGCUCUCCUGAAGAUAGGAAACGUCUGCAGGUACAAGUUCGACCACCGAAAGUUCUACCUAAACCAACCGAGUCACACGACGUGGCUAUGGAGGACGGACCUGGACCGACUCUCUCUUCACACCCCACGCCCGAUUUGGUGCCCUCCAACGAGGACGACUCCGCGAGCGACGAUAUUGUUGAUCCUCGAGAGGUGCAACUAUCGAGCGCUCCGGCUGCGAUAUUCUCGCUGGGUGCUUCCGACUUCAAUUUUGCUGUUGACAAAACACCUGCUCUCGACAAGCUUUUGAACGAGUUACCCCUUUACGAGCCUUCCAUUGUCGAGCUAGAUAGUUCCACAUCCAAUUUGGGAGAACGCCUGGAUGCUAAGUGGAAGACCGACAUUGUACCUGUCUCAAGGUGGGCCACUGAAAAGCUAUCGGUAAAAGAGUACGAGCCUCCAAUGAAACGAAGCCGGUACGAGUACGAGCCUGAACCUUCGACAAAAAAGAAGUCAGAGCCGCUUCCACCAGAGGAGACCAAUGUUGCGCUGUUCAUGCCCGAGAACAAGGCUAUUCGAGACAGGAUCCAUCCAGGACAUUCUUUCCGCCCGCCGUCAGAACACCCAAUGCCUACACAAGCCUUUUUCGAGACACGAUCGUCGUCGCAGUGGACGCCUGCAGAAGACGACGAACUCAAAAAGCUCGUCAAGGAUUAUUCCUACAAUUGGUCCCUCAUUUCUAGCUGUCUUACUCCCCCGAGCUUGUAUACGUCUGGUGCUGAUAGACGGACACCGUGGGAAUGCUUUGAACGAUGGAUCGGACUGGAGGGUUUACCUGCCGAUAUGUCAAAGACGGCCUAUUUCAAAACGUACUCGGGUAGAAUCGAGGCAGCCGGCAGGCAUGUGGCCGCUCAGAUUGAAGAGGCCCAAAGACGGGCCGGUGCCAACAUUCAGAUCUCGGCACGCAAGAGGACGACACAGCCUGUUAGAGUCGAGCGAAAGAGGACCCAACGACACCUUUCUAUGCUUGAUGUCAUACGCAAGUUGGCCAAAAGGCGAGAGACAGCUCUUGAGAAACAACAACAUCAAGCCGAUCUCGCCGUCAUGCGUAAAGCCAACGAUUCAAGCAUGCCCAAACCCUCUUAUAAGACCCCGGCAGAGUUCUCACAGCUCAAGCAAGAGCGGGAGCAGAAAUAUGCGGAACGACAAGAGAUAUAUCGGCAGCAGCUUAUUGCACACCAACGCGCCACUGCGCAGCAACAACGUAGUCAAAACGGUCAACCUAAUGGAUUGCCAAACGGCAUGCCCCCUGCUGGACCUAGAAUGCGUGCGCCUUCAACUGGCGGCAUGCCUGGAAUGCCAAACGGUAAUGUGCAAAUACCAAACGGCCAUCCUCGUCAUCCUGCGAUGAUGGCCGGAAUGCAAGGGAACAUGCAGCUGCCACCCGGUAUGAUGGCACCCAAAAUAACGCCACAAAUGCAAGCACAGAUGCAAGCACAACUCGCUGCUCGAGGCGGAGUGACCUCGCCACAGGAGAUGCGAAUGCUUCAGGAAGUAACAAGAGUGCAACAGGAACAGCUUUUGCGACAAGCUCAGCAAGCCCAGAAUGGUCCUCAUUCUUCUCCGAACAACCCCCAUGCUGCUCUCGCAAAUGGUCAAGGCAUGAAUAAUGCUGCUUACAGGGCUGCAAUGGCCGCUGCUACUGCAAAUGGAAACGGGUCUCCUUCGCGCCAUAUGAACGGAAGCUCGCCCCGCCCCAAUACCGCCAACUCCGGCCAAGCCUUGUCCAGUGGACACGUUCCCGUUCUGACUCAAAUCGCUAACAAGAUUCGGGAACAUCAUCCCAACUUGUCAGAGGAAGAGGUACAACGGCUUGCAUCGCAGCAGCUCCAAACAUAUCAACACCAAGCAACAGCAGCCGCUGCAGGACAGAAUCACAAACGACCUCAGCCUCACAAUCAGGCAGCGUUGAACGCCGCGCUAGGUGCUGUGAAUGCCGGGAACAAUGCCUCUGCGGCCGCGGCGGCUGCGGCGGCUGCCGCACAACUGGGACAUCCAGGUAUGAUGACCAAUGAGCAAUUGCAACAGUAUAACCAGCGCAUCAGAAUGCAACAAGCUCAGCAGCAUGCGGCACGCAACUUGCAAGCGAUGCAGAUGCAACAAAUGGCCGGCAUGACCAAUGGAAUGGCAAAUUCCCCUGUAAUGAACAUGGCUCGGCCAGUGAGCCAGCACGGCAACCAGGGGCAAAUGAGUCGGAGCGCUACCCCGAGAGACCAGAGGGGGUCCAGCCAGAGCAAUGUUAAUGGUAACGGAACUGGGCAACAAAGCAGCCCGCGACAGGCGCCGCAAAGCAUGCAUACAUGA
This is a messenger RNA of Cladophialophora psammophila CBS 110553, 4194 nucleotides long. RefSeq lists its product as uncharacterized. The record is from RefSeq and is a predicted model, not a curated record. NCBI's taxonomy places the organism in Eukaryota, Fungi, Ascomycota, Eurotiomycetes, Chaetothyriales, Herpotrichiellaceae. The transcript has 3 exons. Bases 1 to 4194 code for a protein of 1397 amino acids.